CUUACCCUAGUUUUUCAAAAGUCUCUGUUUUUCUUUGGAAAUCUGGGAAAAUUUUUGAAUCCAAAGAGAAAAAGCGGAAAGAAAAAAAAAGCAAAAUCAAACUUUAAGUUUCUUUUCUUUUCAUCAUAGUGUCUUGUCGAUAUCUGUUCAAUUUUCUCGGCAGAUCUAAGGGCAAUUUUUUAAUUUUUAUUUUCAUUUUCUUUGUUCCGUCGAAGUGUGAAGCUUUAUUCUGUGAGCAGUGUUAAUGGCGGGUUACAGAGCUGAUGAUGAUUACGACUACCUUUUCAAGGUUGUUCUAAUCGGUGAUUCGGGUGUUGGAAAGUCCAAUUUGCUUUCUCGAUUCACCAGGAACGAGUUUAGCCUCGAGUCUAAAUCCACGAUCGGUGUCGAGUUCGCGACUCGGAGCUUGAAUGUUAACGAAAAAGUCAUCAAAGCCCAGAUUUGGGAUACUGCUGGCCAAGAAAGGUACCGAGCAAUCACUAGUGCAUACUACAGAGGAGCAGUUGGGGCGCUUCUUAUCUACGAUGUAACUCGACACUCCACAUUCGAAAACGUUGAGAGAUGGCUAAAGGAACUUCGUGACCAUACCGAUCCAAACAUCGUUGUGAUGCUCGUGGGAAACAAAUCCGAUCUUCGUCAUCUUGUGGCUGUUCAAACCGAAGACGCGAAGUCUUUUGCGGAGAACGAAUCGCUCUACUUCAUGGAAACUUCGGCACUUGAAGCUACUAAUGUUGAGAACGCGUUCUCUGAAGUGCUCACUCAGAUUUACCAUGUUGUGAGCAAGAAAGCAAUGGAGGCUGGUGGUGAUUCGAACUCGGGUAAUGUUCCUUCGAAAGGUGAGAAGAUCGAUGUUGAUGUCUCUGCUGUGAAGAAGACCGGUUGCUGCUCGAACUAAAAGACUUGUCUCUUGCAGAUUGAGGGGUUUGGUCUUGUGUCCUCAAGCCAAGAUCGGUUUUUUUUUCGUUCUUUACAUUCAAAAUUCUUUUGAAGGUGUUUGCUUUUUUUAGGAAAAAACAAUCUACAUGUUAUGUAUGCUUUGACUUGCUUGCUUGAAAUUUGCUUAGCUUUGUUCUGUUUCUGUACCGGUUAAAGAGAUUUUGUAAUUUAACCGGUUCUGGUCUA
This is a messenger RNA of Eutrema salsugineum, 1122 nucleotides long. Its product is annotated as ras-related protein RABA1d. Gene Ontology annotation, molecular function: GTP binding; GTPase activity. The coding region runs from base 245 to 895 and encodes 216 amino acids. NCBI's taxonomy places the organism in Eukaryota, Viridiplantae, Streptophyta, Magnoliopsida, Brassicales, Brassicaceae. The transcript has 2 exons. Gene Ontology annotation, cellular component: endosome. The record is from RefSeq and is a predicted model, not a curated record.